Molecule: messenger RNA, 2402 nt
Organism: Temnothorax curvispinosus
Lineage: Eukaryota; Metazoa; Arthropoda; Insecta; Hymenoptera; Formicidae
Product: glutamic acid-rich protein-like
Exons: 6
Coding region: 57-2147 (696 amino acids)
Molecular function (GO): nucleic acid binding
Source: RefSeq, a predicted model, not a curated record
UACGCUUGUGUCACACAUGCUCGCGCUACGAUGUUGUUUACGUUGUAACUCAGGAAAUGCUGCUACCCUGUAAGGCGAGUCACGUUCAGCCUGGCAGCAUGAAGCGCGCGGUGCCCGAGGAAAACAGCGAGAGCAAACGGAACUAUUUUAAACAGGAGUCCAUCAGCUUCGGAUACGAUGCCUCCUCGUACGCCAAUUACUCGUCGUCGUCCACACCCUCCACCAUCGCUCAGCCCUUACCCGGGCAGCCACCCUUGCCUCCUAUGCCUCCGCCGAGCGGAGUCCCACCUCCGCCGCACGUAUUCGGACCAGUGCCUUCCCAAGUGGCUCCCAUUCAAUGGACCCACGCGCACACCCCCUGGCAGUGGAUAGCGCCGCAAACGUCCCCCUUGCCGCAUCCGACUCCGCACGAUAUCGCUAAUACGAUUCAGAGGGAGAUUCCGCUCAGGGGUAACUACGUACGUCGCGAGAGAUUUCACAAUAGGAACAAUAUGUAUGUUCAGAGAAAUAAUUUUCGUAAAAAUAGAAGGGUGGUGCGGUUCGGACAGCCGCAGGGUCAGUUUGAUCAGGCUGCAUAUUUCGGGGCGACGCUGGCGGGUAAUCUCGGAUUGGACUGGCGAAGGAAUAAUUAUCCCGCGGCGACCAAUGACGCUAUAAUGAAUCACAUGACCGUUCCUCUACCUAAUCAUCCCAUCCCUUCCAUCCCACCGGGAAUCGUGAGCAACAGACGUACCGAGGAGACGGAGGAUCAGGAUGUGAAAAUUGAAAAGGUGGUGAAGAAGAAUAAACAGAGGAAGCCGAUGUCUCAAAAUUAUGUCAACAAGCCGUGGAAUAGGGAAGAUGCGGAAAGGGCUCUGAAAAUUGAAAGCGAAUAUAACAUGAAGAACAAAGUUAAUGCGCAGAGCUUAAUAAUCAAGUUUCCCGAUACGGAUCUAAACAAGGACAUUGUUGGCCAGUUUCAUCCUGAGAUACUAAACAUACAUUUUCAAAAUCCGUGUGGGCCGAGAUAUUGCUUCAUUCAAAUGGCGGAAGACGUGAAUAUUGACGAGGCGAUAAAAGAAUUGGAGAAAAUCAAGUUUGGUGUCGGGCACUUGAAAGUCGAGAAAAAGUCAUUAAGAGACGAGGAUAAUCCCGAGGAGAUAGAUCCCUAUACCUUGUUUAUAGGAAAUCUGCCAGAAUCUGUUAAAACGAGCGACAUAAAAAGUAAAUUUCCAAAGGCGCAAGACGAAGAAACGCGAAAGAUGAAGAACACACGAAAUAUUCUUAUGAGAUACAAUAGCGUGGACGAUGCGAUAUCAGAUUACAAACAAGCGUACGGUUUAAUGUGGGACAAGAGGAGUAUUAACGUUAGAUUUAGACGGAAGAGAGGUAACACUUGUCUUUCCGAAGAACCUAAGCUUGACGUUAAGAAAGUUAAGGAGGAGCCAAGUAACGCUGCACAAGUGGAGAAGGAACGGAAUGCGAAUCACGUUGAAUUUGAGCUCAAUGUUAACGAGUUGAAAGAAGAAGAAAGUAACACUGACGAAACGAAGGAAGACAAGAUCAAUCGCGCGAAUAAGUCGUCGGCAAAUCAAAAUGUGGAUAGCGCAGAAGCGCGAUUGCAAGAUAAUUCCAAUAAAGCACAAAGAAAACCAGCCUCGCAAGUUCAGGAAAACACAAACUCUCAUUUGCCUGGAUUAUCGACGCAAGAAGAACAACCUUGGACGUCACAGUCUCUUCAAAUAUCUUCGGCGUCGAAAGUUAACCCACCAUGUCCAACCGAGGCGAACACCGUCGAGGAAAUGGUGAUGCUUACGGAGAUCAAACAGGAACCCAUAGAUUACGAUGAGAUGUUCAAGAUGAAGCACAAUGACAGUGAUACCGACGAUGAUGACGAUGACGACGAUGACGAUGACGAUGAUGACGACGACGACGAUGAUGACGAUGACGAUAAUGUCGAGGAGCCGGAUGAUUCUGAUGAUGAUGAGGAUAUCAAUGCGGGAGACUUCGACGAUGAAGAUGAAGAUAUCGACGAUGAUGGAAAUAUAUCGUUUAGGGCUAAGCCGCCGAGAACAACGCGAAAUGACGAGGAACCGUCAGACCACCUCGAUAAAAUGUUCAGCGAAUUGGAGAACAUGACAGGCGACAUCGGUUUCUUAAAACAUUGAAUGAAGCAUCGUCUUAAUACUCGCCGACAGUUCUUUUUAUGAGAUUUGAUUCCGUAUAUAACGUGUAAAUAUCACAGUAGCUGCGUAAUAUAAACAAAUGAGACUGCAUGUAUUUAGAUAUAGUAGCGUAAGCGAUUAUAGCCGUAUUUAAGAAUUUUGUAACUAUUAUUUCUUCCGAUGAAUUUCAAUGAAUAUCAGGCUUAAGCGAAGCAUUAUAUAAGCUCUAUUAUAUCAUUAAAGUUAUUAUUUUACGUA